Molecule: messenger RNA, 3051 nt
Organism: Venturia canescens
Lineage: Eukaryota; Metazoa; Arthropoda; Insecta; Hymenoptera; Ichneumonidae
Gene: Mgat3
Product: beta-1,4-mannosyl-glycoprotein 4-beta-N-acetylglucosaminyltransferase
Exons: 3
Coding region: 1053-2345 (430 amino acids)
Biological process (GO): protein N-linked glycosylation; N-acetylglucosamine metabolic process
Cellular component (GO): membrane
Molecular function (GO): beta-1,4-mannosylglycoprotein 4-beta-N-acetylglucosaminyltransferase activity
Source: RefSeq, a predicted model, not a curated record
CUGGAUGGGAACGCAUGCGCUUUUAGUGAUAACCACAAACGCGCCCCUGUCGUCCCGUGGUCCUAUAAUGCGAACAAUUCCGGUCGCAUUUCGUCGCGAGACGAAGUACCACGGCGGGGCAAGGCGAGCUCCUCACGGGUGUGGUAUUUCAUGUUUUUUUCUCGUUACUACCCAGACAUAAGAAAAACGGAAUUCGAAACGUACGAGGAAAAAAAAGUCAAAAAUUAACGAAUCAACAUAUUUUUUCUGAGCGCAAAGUGAACGAGUGUAAAACAAGCAAAAGUCAGAGUUGAUUUUCGGAAAAAGUCGUCUCCGAACAUUUGGUAAAAGUGUUCAAAGAUUCGUAAGUCGUAAAAAGAAAUAUUACAUCUCCUAUGAACUGAAUAAAAGUCAGAACCAACAUUAUUUCCGGAUUAGAAGCGGAAACAGGAACUGUCAUUUCUGGCAUAUCAUUUUUCAACUGCUUUCGAAGUGAACAAUCUCGCGUGAACGGAAGGAUAAAAAAAAACGUAAACAUGCGCCGGGUCGGAACGGAUGGUCACGCUGCUGAAAAAAAUUCCAAGAACUUUUGAAAUCGUGAAAAUAUUCGAUUUUCGUAUGGCAAUAACCGAGACACGUGGACCAAAAUGGUCGUGACAAUCGAGGGAUUAAACGUGGAAUGUCCCUGAAUAUUGGACCAAAUUGAUGAAGAAUUGAGAAAACUAUUAUCGACCAAAGGAAGUGAAUUCUGAAUAAUCAUGACGCAGAAAAUAUUCGCAAAUUUUGAUCGAAGUGGUUGAAGCAUUGAUAAGAAAGCUUCUCGAGGAAAGAGUAAGAAAAGAGCAGUCCAGAAGUUUGCAAAACUUUGAAUCUUUCGAAGUUUUUACUUAAAUUAUUGAAAAUUUGAAGAAAAAUCAUCUUCGUGGACAGAAAAAUAAUCAAAUGAAAAUAAUGAAACGCGAAGUCCACUCGAAAAAUCAGGACAAAACUGUCGAGGAAGAGUAGAACAACAGCCUUCAAAGAUAGAGGGGGAUAGAGAAAAGUCAAUCCAUAGAAAGCAAAAUUGUGGUGCGAUGCAGACCCGCAUCGAUGGAAAACUCCUCGUCCUCUACACAUUACUCGUGCUUCAAGUCUUAAUUGUUAUGGUAUACGUCGCUUCGACGCCAACUUCCGAAUUCGUUGCAACGACCACGGGAACUCCCGUCAGUUUCGUUAACAUAGAAACGAACCAGGUGCUUCCAAAUACGAAAGUGAAUCGUAAAUCGUCGCCAAUUUAUCAAACGAUAACAGGAGAAGCGCGAUUACAAUAUGUAAGAACGAUGGACCUGUUCGAGGUGUACAAUACAACAUUAUGCUGGAAAUCGGGUUUGGACGAAGUGAGAAUGCGAGACGAGAAGACGAUGGACAGAUGUUUGUGUAAGUUGGGUUGGCACGGUGCGGAUUGUGGUCAACCGGAAGUGGUAUGGCGUGCGAUAAUGGCGUCGAAGCAAACAAUCAAAUUGUCGCGUCGUCGUGCAGCCCGAAGAUUGAUAUACACGUUCAACGUGAACGAUUACAAUUCAGCGAUAGCGGAAGUGAUAGUGGAAGAAUUGUACCACGUUGUUGAUUUCUUUGUGAUUUGCGAUUUGAGCAACGCCGAAGAUAAUUUUCGUCACAAGCUGAGCAAGGGAUUAGUUGGUCCGCAACAGAACAAGAUAAUAUACGUAAACGUGGCGGCGAAAGCGAGAAAACCAUCCCGAGUUUUGUUCAAAUAUAUCUGGGAUCGAAUAAAUUCAAUAGUGAAGAAUAUUCGUGACGACGACAUCUACGUAACGACACAGCCUGAAGAAAUAUUGAAUGCUCGUGCACUAAUGUUUCUCAAGAUUUACGACGGUUGGCCCCAGCCCAUUGGUUUUCGUCUUCGUUGGUCGGUUUAUGGCUUUUACUGGCAACACCCAGCCAAAACAAUGAUCAGCGUGGGUGCCAGCACAAUUGGACUCGCGAGAGAAUACUUCCGAACGAAUUCCAUGUUAAUACGGCACGAUAUUGAUGGCGAAGACAGCGAGAGGGAUGUUUUGGGUCUUGUUAUCGGCGAUUUGAAUCAUUACGGUGGAUGGUACUGCCACUAUUGUCAAGCACCUGCGAACAUCAUUAUGGGAAUUCGUCAUGAUAAUGUUAAAUCGAAAAUAGCCAAGUACGAUAAAAAUGUUGAUGUUCCUUACGUCGAAGAAUUGAUUGGCACUGGCUUGUGGCACGAUGGCAAAACUAAUCUUUUGAGAGCUUACAAAUCACGAGAUUCGUAUUUCGCCCCUGAGACUGUCUUAACGAAUACUUGGAAAUACGACUGGCUCGUUGACAAUUUUUAUGCCAAGUUGGAUUAUUACUGAAUCUCCAGACUAUCGAAAAACUGUGAUAUUAAUUUGUACUCUCCCUAUAUUCCAAUGUAAACUAUUAGUUAUGUAUCGUUAUUGUAAUUAUUCAUAUUAUUAUUGUAUAUCGAUUAAUGGAAAUCAUUGUAUAACGAAUUUAUAUACACCAAAUUCAUAUGUUGAAUUAAAAAUAUAAAUGUUGAAUAAUUUAUACAUGUAUAACGAAAAUGCAAUACUUUUUCUUCGUGCGGAUUUCCAUCCCUCGAUUCAGCAUGCCAAAUCUAUAUCUUUUUGCAAUAUUUCUCUUAAAUUUUUCCAUCUUUUUUCUGUUUAUAAUUCCGUUUCAUAAACUACAAAAUGUCCUUCGUAUUUGACUCUUUAGGUACAAUUGUGAUCUCGAAUACUCGUGAUUGAGCUCAAAGUUCGAAGUUAUUUGAAUAUUAUAAAAUUCCUGCUUUUGUUGCUUUUUGCUCGGGAAAAUUUUUUUUUUUUCAUCACGCAUUUCUUGCUAAAGAUUCAAAAAUUUUUUUCAAUCUCAAUUUAUAGUUUGACCCUCAACCUCUACAGAGACAACUCUAACGUUUCAGAGAAAACUUUUUUUCCUUUGUAGAGUCAUUGUCAUUAAAUUUUCAUCAAAUGUCGUAUCACUGUAUACCAUCGUCUCUGUUAUUGAAGAACAAAGAAAAUAGUGUAUGAAUAAACUUUAUUUAGCAGCUCUCGGUAA